AUGGCGAAAGCUCGCUCCUUGCGCAUCUUUUGGAACGACCCAGAUGUCACCGACUGCUCCUCAGACGAUGAAGAGCGCUGCUUCCUUCCUGGGCGCAGCGGGGUGUGUCGACUGCUGAACCGGACAAAGCCCGCCGUCAAGCCACGGGAGAAGGCGGCGUCGCCGGCAGGGAGCACUAAGUUCAGGGGCGUGCGGCGGCGGCCGUGGGGGAAGUAUGCAGCGGAGAUCCGCGACGCGUCAAGGGGCGUGCGCGUGUGGCUAGGUACCUUCGACACCGCCGAGGAAGCCGCCCUGGUCUACGACGACGCCGCUAUCCAGCUACGCGGUCCCGGCGCCGCCACCAACUUCUCUUCGUCGUCCUCUUCCCCAUCCUCCUCCCGGCGCUCCGCCGCCCCUACCGCCACAUCUCGGGAAAUCAACCCCACGCACCUGUCCGCCGGCUCCGAGUCGCACGCGCUCUCAUCUCCAACCUCCGUCCUCCGGGUUAUCUCCUCCUGCCCAUCGUUUGGAGGCGUGCCACCGUACACCGAAAUCUGGGAUUUCGGGAUGCCGGAUCCGAGUUUCCCCGUGGGAUCUUCGGCGUCGUGGGAUUUGGCGUUGGGAUCGUCGACGUCUCAGGGAGACGAUUGCUUCGGGGAGAUCGGCGAUCUAUUCCCCAUCGAACCGCCCCCUACCGUACUUUAAUAAUACCCCGUUAAUUAUCUACCAUAACGGAUUAGAUUAUGUCGAUGCAAAAACCGGUUUAAAACUUCCAAAAAACACGAUCUCAAAUUGUAUCGGAGAAGGCUUGGGCCUAUGUUUUGUUGUAGGGAAACUGUUGUGUAAUUUAAUAAUUUAAAAUGCACGGUGUGAUUUGGGUACA
Zingiber officinale is the source of this 862-nucleotide messenger RNA. Its product is annotated as ethylene-responsive transcription factor CRF2-like. Gene Ontology annotation, molecular function: DNA-binding transcription factor activity; DNA binding. The record is from RefSeq and is a predicted model, not a curated record. Lineage: Eukaryota; Viridiplantae; Streptophyta; Magnoliopsida; Zingiberales; Zingiberaceae. Gene Ontology annotation, biological process: regulation of DNA-templated transcription. The transcript has a single exon. Bases 1 to 684 code for a protein of 227 amino acids.